AUGUCUUCCCAACUUCGUAUUCAGUCCAUACUCUCUCCUGCGUCGGACUCCGAUGAUGCACCCACAGCAUUCUCUGCUCAGAUCACGCCGAAGAGGAGAUAUCAAGAAACCCUUUCCCCACUGGAGAGAACGUCCGCGGACCCCGCUGUAGCAGAACUCGUAGACAGGCAAGCUCCCGGAGGAGCCAAAUUUCACAGUUCCGUCGAGCCCGACGACGACGACUCAAGGCCAACCUCGGCGGGAGGCUCCGGUGUCAAGAGAUCCUCCAGAGCCAUGCGCCCGCCGAUGAGGUCUAGCAUAGCUUGUCUGAGAUGCAGGGAAUUCAAAGUCAAAUGCGACAAUGACAAUACUGGAUCACCCUGCGACACAUGCAUCAAGAGAGGGCACAAGUGUGAGUUUCCUGACCCAACGCCUCUCCCGGCAAAACGAUCAGAACCGCCAACCGCACCGAGACAGGAGAGGAGAGUCUAUCAUGGCCGGAAGCGAGUUAAGAAGCUCGAAGAUGCAACAUCCUCCGACGGGCGUGCCGUUGCUGCGCUUGCUCAGGAGGUUCUUUCGGCGCCCUAUCUCACUGUCGAUGUGUGGCAUCGGCUCUUCGACAUCUACAAGCUGAAUUUCGCUGCCGAACUCCCGUUCUUGCAUCUCCCAACUCUCAAGGGCAUCAUUCACGUCAAGGACACCAAGAAGCCGUCAACCGAAUCAAGUCUGAUUCUAUUGGGCGUUUUGGCUCUCACUGCAAGAUUUCACCCCGCCUUAGUCAAAUAUGUGGCACAAAUCACGUACGAUAAAAUCGCGGGUCCAAAUUCUCGCGGUGCUCUACCCAGGCCGGAGCCCUCCAUGGCAUCAGAAUAUUUCGCAAAUGCUCUUACCGAAGCACUGGGACAACUCGAAUCGGCUUUAACAUCAGCUUCUGUCGUCCGUGUUCAGGCUUUUCUCAUGCUCGGUCUGCACAAAUGGAGCCAGCCGAACGGCGGCUUGGCUGCAUGGAUGUACGUCUGUGUUGCCAUACGAAUGGCCCAAGCCUUGAAAUUGGGGUUUGAGGACAAGCCUUUUGGAGACAAGAGCAUUUUGGCACCAUCUCCUCGAGCGACUCAAUCUGCGCGACUGCUUUCGGAUCGUCGGGCAGACCAGGAGGUUAGGCGACGUACUAUGUUCAGUUGCCUGAUAUUGGAUCGCUUGUUGUCUUUCGGAUCUGACCGAGUUUCCAUGGUCCGAUCUGACGAUCUUCGAAUACAGCUCCCAUGCACCGAGCACGCCUUUGACCUCGGCCGCAUCGUUGAUACCGGAUUCUUACCACAGGCGGGACAAGGCAUGGAGCCAACAAAUGAUAACAGCGUUUUGAGCCGAUUCGUGCAACUGGCCGAUUUCUGGGGCGAUAUCACCAAGUACAGCUCUGCCGGCGGCCGCCGCACAGAAUCACUUCCGCCAUGGGACCAAGAGUCGACCUUCUUUCAACUCAACAAGAAGCUGGACGCCUUCUACGCACACCUUCCGGAAGAGUUCACCUGGUCCAGUUCGAACUUCUGGAAACACGACAACAGCACGUACGUGUCACUCCACAUGCUGGGUGCUCUCUGCAAAAUCAUGCUGCAUCGCGAAUACAUUCCUUUCAUCGCCAUCAAAUGCUCCAAGCCGAUUGGCCCUAUGGACGAGCCCGGUUUCGACCCCGGCUCUGUUCCUGAUCACUUUUGGGAGCGAAGCGCAGAGCAGGUCUUCAAGGCUGGGAGAGAGAUCAUCGACCUCAUAUCGACAUGCCGAGACAAACUUCCUCAUUCGUCACUGGUCAUUUUUGCCAUCUGGCAAGCAGCCUUUAUCGGGAUAUACGCACGGCACUAUCCUCACAUGGAUGCCGAAAAUCACAUGGUUAGCAAACAGGAAAUCGAAGAACGAAAAUCGGGAGCGAUGUCCGACAACGCGGAAACGGGAACCACUAGUAUCGCUUUCCAAGCAUUGACAAAGGCUGCGCCUUAUUUCAGCAUGGCUUCUAAUUACGUCACACAUUUCACGGACAUAGAUCAAUAUCUCACCAAGGUUUGCUCCGACUACCUAGGUUCGAGGAACAGCGAGGAUGGUUUUUUGGCCAUUCGACUGGGUGGAGGUGGCGGUGGAUUGGAAUGGAGGGCUAUGGCGGACGAGAUCACGAGCAACGGCAUCAUUAUGGACGACGACCGGCCAACGGCCUAUGAUGGGCCCGAUGGAUCGCGGGCUAGCACGUUGGCAAGGAGCUCUUCCUCGGGUCUCGAGUAUUCCUUACCCAGCAGAAGCGGUACAGACGGUCGAAGGGAUUCCUCGCAAGCAUCAUCGUUUGCCGCUGUCGACGCCGCCGUAGUCCACAAGCAGGCCGGCCACGACGGCUAUCCCGGAGGCAUCCCUCACCACUCGCCGACACAGGGGUUUUCACCAACGGCCGGCUCUCUGCCAAACGGCGCGGCGAUGGCCAACAUGAACGCAGAGAGAGUUAGUAUCGACUCCUACGUGCAGAAGAACAAGGGCCAGCGGUUUGGCACCAUGUUCGAGGACAUAAAGGAGUUCGCUACGGGAGGGAUGGUCUACGCGCCCAAACUUGGGUACUGGGACGUGCUCAAGCUCCCCUCCUAUACGCAGAUGGCGGGUAGUAGUCCAUUGCCCUAG
Molecule: messenger RNA, 2631 nt
Organism: Colletotrichum orchidophilum
Lineage: Eukaryota; Fungi; Ascomycota; Sordariomycetes; Glomerellales; Glomerellaceae
Product: fungal specific transcription factor
Exons: 1
Coding region: 1-2631 (876 amino acids)
Biological process (GO): DNA-templated transcription; regulation of DNA-templated transcription
Cellular component (GO): nucleus
Molecular function (GO): zinc ion binding; DNA-binding transcription factor activity, RNA polymerase II-specific; DNA binding
Source: RefSeq, a predicted model, not a curated record